Messenger RNA from Mercenaria mercenaria, 2268 nucleotides. RefSeq lists its product as uncharacterized. The coding region runs from base 229 to 1392 and encodes 387 amino acids. Gene Ontology annotation, molecular function: mannosyltransferase activity. The record is from RefSeq and is a predicted model, not a curated record. Lineage: Eukaryota; Metazoa; Mollusca; Bivalvia; Venerida; Veneridae. The transcript has 2 exons. Gene Ontology annotation, biological process: mannosyl-inositol phosphorylceramide biosynthetic process.
UCUUUGUCAUAGUUCCCUUACAUUUGUUCAUAUUUUGCAAAUGCAUGCAUUACAUCUAUGUUCUGACCGAAUGCACAUUUUCACGAUUUAAUUUUUCCAUUUAAUACUAUGUACAUUUACAUACUGUGAUUGUAUAAAGAUUAUAAAUUAACGACAAUUACAAAAAUAUAAUACACGCUUUGAACUUUGUGUCACGGAUCUAAUCUGAACCAUUUCAAUUUUCGUGAAAUGAAGCAUAAAACUUUAUAUUUGUUUAUUUGUGUGUGUGUUGCUUUUGUAGCACAAACGGCUCUUAUUCUUUACUUGCACGAGGUACUGAGAUCAUGUGAUAAUGGAAUGAAAAAGGAAGAUCUACAUUUAUCUUUCGUUCCUUCAAAGACGAAAGUUCAGCUGGUCGACAUGAAGAGGGAAAAUGAUAGACAAGAACAAAUGGAGACUACCGUGAAUUUUUCUUCUAUAAUGUAUUUCGAGCCUCUGGUGGCGUAUGAGUUCCCGACAAUAUCAUCUGAAUAUCCCCGUAUACCUCAUAUUAUACAUCAAACAUACAGCAAUGAGCGUAUACCAGCUGACCUUGGAAAACAUGUUAAGACGCUAGUAAAAAACAAUCCAAAGUGGAAAUUUUAUUUUUGGACAGAUGAGGCAUCGAGAAAAUUUGUAGCUGAAAGGUUUCCAACACUUUUACAGAUGUGGGAUGAUUACAAAAGCCCUAUCAAUAGAGCAGAUGCAAUAAGAUAUCUUGUCUUAUAUGAAUUUGGCGGAUUAUAUGCCGACCUUGAUGUAGAAUGCAAGCGUCCUUUAGACAAUCUAACUAUGAAAUAUGCCUGUAUAUUUCCCUCUGAGCCAUUUGAACAAAGUGUGUUUCGAGUUCAUGUACCAUAUUUGAUUAAUAACGCCAUACUAUUAUGUCGUCCGAGGCAUCCUUUUUUGAAACAAAUAGUCAACACACUUCACCAGUACCAGUCCAUGAUGGAGCAAAUAGAUAUAGCAGGCCCAUCUUUUGUGACGUCCCAGUUUAUCCGAUAUAAUAACAUCACUGCCGACCAGUUAUACAAUUUGAAACAAUCAAACGAGAGUAACUCCCCUUACUUUUACAAAGGUGAAUUACCAGAAGAAGACAAUGAUGCUGUUUAUGUUCCUAAUACACAAUACUUUAUCAACUCGCUAAGCCAAAACUGGAUGAACGAAAAGGAUUAUAAAACUAUAUGUGAAUCGCGAAGAAGACAAAAUAUCGUCGUAAAAAAGGCCUGUAAUGAAUUAACUCGUCGUCUCUCUCAAAAAGAUCGAGUUAAGUAUGCCUUUACAGAUCAUCAUUGGUUUCAUUCAUACAGUCGAACCCUACGGUUUAAGUACAAGAGCUAUGACAAAAUCGUCAAAAAUUAUCUCAUUUAUUAAAAGUUGUUACUGCAACUUUGUAGCUCAAUAGAGCAACUGUUUAGAUUUCAAUGCGUUAAGAUAUUUCCAGUCGUGCAAGUAUUUCUAAAAUGUAUCCAUAUUAUAAGGGUCUAUAAUUAAUAACCUAAAGAAACCUGCUCGUUCUCCUCUCCCGUAUAGAACACUUCAUGAGAUCCUGAAUAUUUCUUUUCCAGUAGGAUCAAUAAUUAUAAUUACAGCUUAAAACAGAUGCAUUUAUGUGUCCCUGCCAGAGUUACAAAAUGUGCAUAAAUUGUUUGAUCAAAUAUUUUAACGACAGUCUAUUUUCGUUACAAAUGUCAUUCUGUAGGAUGGUUCAUUUGACUUACAACAGUUUUAAAGAUUAAAACGAGCUACACAUUUAUGUGAAAACAAUUCCUGUUGUUCACAAAGUUUGUACUAAGUUUCUCUAUAUGUGUUUUGCUAUUUUUUCCACGAUUUAACUUUAUUGUAAGACAUGUGUUGGCUUUUUUUUUAAAAAGUGUUUUUUCAAUAAAUAUAGUUACAACUGCUUGAAUUCAUAUGUCAAACCUAAUGAUGUUUACUUUUUAAUUUCAAAUAGCUAGACAAACUGCUAUUUUGUUUUUAAGAAACAAGCAUGUCAAGAAAAUGAAAUUCGUUAAUUAGCCUAGUUAAGUUUUUCUAUAGUGUCAAGGUAAUGAAGAUGAAGCAUGCAACUUACAAUGCAAAGUUAACGUAAAAAACUAUAAACACAUUUAUUUUAUUUUUAAGUUCGCCUGUCAAUGUAACCAUGUAUACUUCAACUUGAUAAUCAUGCAUUCAUCUGUAUGACACUCUGUGAGCAAAUUUGUGUCAAUGUGGCUUAAACAAAUCGAUUAAAACCGAGUUUGCCAUUGU